This is a messenger RNA of Penicillium chermesinum, 834 nucleotides long. RefSeq lists its product as uncharacterized. The record is from RefSeq and is a predicted model, not a curated record. NCBI's taxonomy places the organism in Eukaryota, Fungi, Ascomycota, Eurotiomycetes, Eurotiales, Aspergillaceae. The transcript has a single exon. The coding region runs from base 1 to 834 and encodes 277 amino acids.
AUGUCAGCCACGCCUCAAAACACUGUUGGACCUGAAUACACAGGAGAGUCGGAGCAGAAAAAAUUGGCUCUAGAGCCGAAGGCGGUUGCUGACUUUGUGGGCAAGCUCACUGGCAAGGCCAACUUCGAAAGCUGGAAUUUUCGCCUUCGCUGGUCCACCAAAAGGGGCGGAAGCGCGGUUUGGAAAAUGCUCAACGGUGAAAUCCCUUCCCCAAUGCCGAAUAUUCCGCAAACUGUGCCUUCUCGAGACGUCAUCCGCAAUUUUAUCGCGAGCCAUGGCAAUGUGAACCCUACAGCCGUCACCAACGAAGCCAUAAACCGCCAUAUCCACGAGCGCUAUACCGUGCCUAACUUCAAGAUUCAAAAAUGGAAAGAACUCGACUCGCUGGCCAUGUGUGUACUGCUAUCCAUCCUUUCUCCAGCUGUUGAAGCACAAAUCAUGAACGCCCAAUGUGCUUCCGACGCGUAUCGUUUCAUCUGUGCUCAAUAUGGACCACCUUCGAUGACCGCAGUCCUUCAAUGCUGGUUCAACUGGACGGACUAUGUCUUUACCCCGAACCAGUCCCCACUGGACUUUGUGACAGUCUGGAAGCAGAACCGAGAUGCUCUUGUGCGCGCUACCACCGACAGUGCGCCAUCCCAAUAUUGUCAAUUUGCGCAAUUCGUCAAGGCAGUGAACAAUCACCCUACUAUGCGUCAAUGGACCUCGAACAUUCCCUGCAAUCCCAAAAACCCGAAAUUGCUGGAUGACACCAUCUUGAGUUUCCUGUCCUCCGCCGACUCGAUAAUCCGUCAAGUGAAUCAGGCUCAAACACGCGGUUUCCAGCCCGCUUAA